This is a messenger RNA of Drosophila yakuba, 367 nucleotides long. RefSeq names its product bomanin Short 2. The record is from RefSeq and is a predicted model, not a curated record. The transcript has 2 exons. Lineage: Eukaryota; Metazoa; Arthropoda; Insecta; Diptera; Drosophilidae. Bases 86 to 223 code for a protein of 45 amino acids. Gene Ontology annotation, biological process: defense response.
AAUCUAACCAAGAGCAUCAGUUGAAUGCAAUCAAUUGCCUGCGCACCUGUCAUCUAAAAAGCACAACAAACAGCCCAGCAUCAAUAUGAAGUUCUUCUCCGUCGUCACCGUUUUCGUGUUCGGUCUGCUGGCUGUGGCCAACGCUGUUCCCCUGUCGCCCGAUCCAGGAAAUGUGGUGAUCAACGGCGACUGCAAGUACUGCAAUGUGCACGGUGGAAAGUAGGAAAGUGCUCGCCAGAAAAUCGAAGAAGGACAAAAGCUUACCUCAAAUCCAGAACACCAUAUUUAUACUAUCACACUUGUACUAAAAUGAACACUAGUAGUAAAACACAUUGCCAGUUACAAAUAAAAUGAUGGAAAAAUAAAA